Messenger RNA from Solanum lycopersicum (tomato), 2202 nucleotides. Its product is annotated as 26S proteasome regulatory subunit 6A homolog. Gene Ontology annotation, cellular component: proteasome regulatory particle, base subcomplex. Gene Ontology annotation, biological process: proteasome-mediated ubiquitin-dependent protein catabolic process. Lineage: Eukaryota; Viridiplantae; Streptophyta; Magnoliopsida; Solanales; Solanaceae. The record is from RefSeq and is a predicted model, not a curated record. Gene Ontology annotation, molecular function: ATP binding; ATP hydrolysis activity; proteasome-activating activity.
AUGCUGAAAUUGAGAGGAGAAAUAUUGGGCAAUCGUGAAGAGGUACAAGAGGAGACGGUUACAUUUUAUAAAAAGCUUUAUCUAGAAACAGAAGACUGGAGGGGUAUCAAAUCUUAUGCAGGUGACAAAGCACCAGGGCUAGAUGGUUGCUAUGACACUCUAGUUUUUUUGUGGAGCCAGAUGCUGAUACUAAGGGUGAUUUUCAUUAGUUUGGAAGUUGUUUCUGGGGAAGAGGCCAUAAUUAGCAAGAAGGAAGGGGAGAGCGGGGAUCAAGAAUAUGAAAAUGCAAAACAAAACCCUAAUGAUGAAGUGGUUAUGGAAAUUUAUUACAUGAGAGAACAUACUGUGGAGGAGAUUAUUUGUGCAAAGAAGGGGGUUUAUGCAAAGAGGAUUUUGGAAAUGAAUCCAGAGAAAGAGGAUGAGGAGGAUGGUGCAAAUAUUGAUCUCGACUCACAAAGGAAGGGCAAAUAUGUAGUUCUGAAAACAUCCACGCGCCAGACAAUUUUUCUGCCUGUUGUUGGCCUUGUUGACCCGGACAAUUUAAAGCCUAGUGAUCUGGUCGGAGUAAACAAAGAUAGUUAUCUGAUAUUAGACACUUUGCCAUCUGAAUAUGAUUCACGGGUGAAGGCAAUGGAAGUUCAUGAAAAACGAACUGAAGACGACAAUGAUAUUGGAGGCCUGGAGAAACAGAUUCAAGAACUCGUAGAGGCAAUUGUUUUGCCUAUGACGCACAAAGAACGGUUCCAGAAAUUAGGCGUUCGUUCUCCAAAAGGAGUCCUUUUGUAUGGGCCUCCUGGGACUGGGAAAAAUCUCAUGGCCCGAGCUUGUGCUGCACAGACAAAUGCCACUUCUCUUAGGCUAGCAGGGCCACAGCUUGUGCAGAUGUUCAUCGGAGAUGGGGCGAAACUUGUUCGUGAUGCUUUCCAGCUGGCAAAGGAGAAAUCACCGUGCAGCAUUUUUAUUGAUGAGAUUGAUGCUAUAGGCACAAAGCGAUUUGACAGUGAAGUUAGUGGUGAUCGAGUGGUCCAAAGAACUAUGUUGGAGUUACUUAAUCAGCUUGAUGGUUUCAGCAGUGAUGAUCGGAUAAAGGUGAAUGCAGCAACAAACCGAGCUGAUAUUUUGGAUCCUGCUUUGAUGCGAUCUGGUCGAUUAGAUCGUAAGAUUGAGUUCCCCCAUCCUACAGAGGAAGCUAGGGCUCGAAUCUUGCAGAUUCACUCUAGAAAGAUGAAUGUUCACCCUGAUGUCAACUUUGAGGAGUUAGCUCGAUCUACAGAUGAUUUUAACGGGGAUCAAUUAAAAGCUUUAUGUGUUGAGGCAGGCAUGUUAGCACUCCGACGUGAUGCCACUGAGGUUACCCAUGAAGAUUUCAAUGAAGGCAUUAUUCAGGUUCAGGCGAAGAAGAAAGCCAGCUUAAAGUACUAUGCUUAAAUCAACUAGAUGUGCCAUAGACAGUACCAUUUUAUUUUUUAGAGUGAAGAUUGACAACGUAAUGGCCCCCCAUCCCUUGGACAUUAGCAUUUUAGGUGCUAGACCCCUUGGCUGUUAACUUGCUCGUAUCAGAAAUGGUGCAUGGUGUUAUUUUUUAUAUUUUCUUAAAUUUUUUUCCUUAUAGGUUAUUGUUGUGUGAGGUGAUGGCCUACAGAAAGCCUAAAAGAGAUUUUUUUUUUAAAGACAAGUCCCCAUAGGGCUAUUUGUAUUAACUGAAGUGAUGUCUGGAAACAAGAAAAAGGGAAAGUGCAUCUAUCUAAGAAAAGGAAAAAAGGAAAGUAAAUCCUAUUCUAAAAUGUAAAGCAAUUCUCAAUUCUUCAUCAAAUUCAAGUUUUCCUCCUGCACUUUGAAGAUCCUUCUUUGUUGCUGCCUCUUUUUGGAACCAUGUUAUUGGAACUUCUUGUUUCUACAUGUGCUCUAUUGUUUCUAAAAAAGGUAUGUCGGCAAGUAGGGUAUUUAUUAAUAAAUUAAUAGUAAAAUAGUAAAUGGGAUUAGGUUAUCUGUUUGAAAAGAGAAGUUGGAUAUAGUAAUUGAAGAUUUUACAUUUUACAAAACCAGUCGAAUGAAGAUCUUUCAUUUAGAGAUGUCAAUGGAUGUGGGGUGGGCGGGUUUAAGGUUGUGCAGGGUAGGAGUAUGGGUGGAUUGAAGUGGGUUUUAUAAAAUUAAUGUGAGGUCGGGUGGUUAUAUGUGAUUGUAUGUGGGUUUAGAUUUAAU